CCCGCCCAGGUUGUGACCGGCUGACGAGUUAGCACCUGCGCCGGAAGUGUCAGUGAGAGUCACGCGUGUGUACUACCUGGUAGUCCGUAUCAUGGAGGAAUUCACAGAUUUAGGUCUGUCGCAGUGGCUGAUCCAGCAGUGCAAGCAGAUGGGGGUGUGUAGGCCCACCCCGGUACAGGAGAACUGCAUUCCGCCCAUCCUGAGCGGCCGGGACUGCAUGGGCUGCGCUAAAACUGGCAGUGGAAAAACUGCUGCAUUUGUUCUGCCUAUACUUCAGAAACUCUCUGAGGAUCCUUUUGGAAUAUUUUGCCUGGUGCUCACACCUACCCGGGAACUGGCAUAUCAGAUUGCUGAACAGUUUCGAGUACUUGGCAAGCCAAUAGGUUUGAAGAACAGCAUUAUUGUUGGAGGAAUGGAUAUGAUUGCACAAGCCUUGGAACUGUCCAAAAAGCCACAUGUAGUUAUAGCCACCCCUGGUCGUCUGGCCGACCACAUUCGGAGUUCUAACACUUUCAGCAUGAAGAAGAUAAGGUUCUUGGUUCUGGAUGAAGCAGAUCGCCUCCUUGAACAGGGUUGCACUGACUUUACUCAAGACUUGCAGGUAAUCCUUGGAGCAGUUCCUGCUCAGCGCCAAACUCUGCUGUUUAGUGCCACCUUGACGGACACCUUGCAAGAGCUGAAAUCCAUUGCAAUGAACAAGCCUUUCUUUUGGGAAUCCACUUCAGAGGUGCGGACUGUGGAGCAGUUAGAUCAGCGGUAUAUUCUUGUGCCUGAGAGAGUGAAGGAUGCAUAUUUAGUGCAUCUCAUCCAGAAGUUCCAGGAUGAGCACGAGGACUGGUCCAUCAUGAUCUUUACCAACACUUGCAAGAACUGCCAGAUCCUGAACAUGAUGUUACGUGAAUACAGCUUCCCAUCUGUAGCUCUGCACUCUAUGAUGAAGCAGAAACAAAGAUUUGCUGCACUUUCAAAAUUCAAAUCCAGUGUUUUCAAGAUUCUCAUUGCGACAGAUGUGGCAGCCAGGGGGCUGGAUAUUCCCUCAGUCCAGGUUGUGAUCAACCACAAUACCCCAGGCCUCCCCAAGAUCUACAUCCACCGUGUCGGGCGCACCGCGAGAGCAGGACGCACUGGCAUGGCAGUAACACUGGUGACUCAGUAUGACAUUCAUCUAGUACAUGCAAUAGAAGAACAGAUCAAUAUAAAACUAAAAGAAUUUGCAGUGAAGGAAAGUGAGGUGCUGCAAAUCCUCACCCAGGUGAAUGUGACCCGGCGGGAAUGUGAAAUUAAACUUGAAUGUACGGACUUUGAUGAGAAGAAGGAGAUACACAAGAGGAAACAGCUCAUUCUAGAAGGGAAGGAUCCUGAUCUGGAGGCAAAAAGAAAGGCGGAGCUUGAGAAAAUAAAAAAACAGAAAAAGAAAUUCAAGGAACACAUCCAGGAAACUAUGCAGAAAAAAUUAGAUCUCCAAUUGCGCAGGAAACAAAAGAAGAAACACUUGAAACAAGAGAAGAGGGCAGCUAAAGCUCAGCAGUGACAUUGUUUGUAGUGAGGAAAUCAGAAGAUGGUCCUACUGUUUACUUGCGGAUGACCCCUAAAUGGAAGUCUGAAAUUGGAGCAGCAGGCAACUGGCCUCAAGUGUCUAUUUAACAAAAUCUGGACUCCGUUAACUCAGUGGAAACAAUUUGUUUUUGGACUGAAACCUUGUUUUUCUACCAAAUUCAUCCAGUUUUUAUAAACCUCUACUGAAUUCAUCAUGUGCUUUAUUAUGUAAGAGACUGUUUCUCUGCUGUACAAGUUCUUCUAUUUCAUUGUAAUCUACUUGUUCUCACCACUCACUGCUGAACCAGUGAGGAGAGGAGUUUUCUAUAUCCAUGUAUCAGUUGAAUUGUUCGGGGGGCACACAGACACCACGGAAAUAAAGUACCAUAAUAUAUUUAUUUAA
Molecule: messenger RNA, 1939 nt
Organism: Pseudophryne corroboree (corroboree frog)
Lineage: Eukaryota; Metazoa; Chordata; Amphibia; Anura; Myobatrachidae
Gene: DDX49
Product: DEAD-box helicase 49
Exons: 13
Coding region: 92-1531 (479 amino acids)
Molecular function (GO): RNA helicase activity; nucleic acid binding; ATP binding
Source: RefSeq, a predicted model, not a curated record